Messenger RNA from Cordyceps fumosorosea ARSEF 2679, 2526 nucleotides. Its product is annotated as Transcription factor. Bases 1 to 2526 code for a protein of 841 amino acids. Gene Ontology annotation, cellular component: nucleus. The transcript has 4 exons. NCBI's taxonomy places the organism in Eukaryota, Fungi, Ascomycota, Sordariomycetes, Hypocreales, Cordycipitaceae. Gene Ontology annotation, molecular function: manganese ion binding; DNA binding; zinc ion binding. The record is from RefSeq and is a predicted model, not a curated record. Gene Ontology annotation, biological process: DNA-templated transcription.
AUGCUCAACGCGGCCGCCUUCCUCGCAACCGUUUUGGCUCUGUCAUUGACUGCAGUCUCUGCGCCGACCAACCAGACGCAGCCCGACGCUGGACUCAGCAAGGCUGCUCGCCUGCGCCUGGCCGAUAGCUUCGCCGAGCGCUAUAGCAUCUUGACCGAUGACAAGGACUUUGUCUUUGACCUUGGCCAGAACAACUUUCAGUCCAUCGCGAACCCGCAGACGUUCCCAGCCAUGGUCGGUACGGGCACUAGCAUCGCAGCUGCCAGGUUUCCCGGCUGCUCUAUCAGCAAGCUGCACAUCCACCCGCGCGCCGCCGAGAUGCUCGUGCUCCUCUCCGGAUACCUCGUCACUGAGACGAUCCCCGAGCUCGGCGCCGGCGGCAGCAGCGGUGGACAGCGGGUGAUUCGCACCGAGAUGGCCUCGCCCGGCGCGCUGACCGUCUUUGACCAGGGCGCGCUGCACACGCAGAUCAACCCGGACUGCGGCGACGCGACGGCGCUGACCGUCUUCUCCGCCGAGGACGGCGGCUUCGGGUUCGUCGCCGACCAGGCGUUUGCGCUGCCCGACGACGUGCUGGCGACGCAGCUGGGUGACGCCAUCUCGGGGGCGGACAUUGACCGCAUCCGCGCGGCGCUGCCGGCGGGCGUGGCGGCGAUGGUGGACGCGUGCGUGGAAAAGUGCAAGAUCCCGAAGCGCAGUCUGAGUCUGGGAGGCACUGGAGUCCCUGAGCAGACAAGGGGGCCUGGGAACGAUGCCUCCGACUGCAGUGGCGCCGGGCUGGACGAGAGCCUCCCCAUGCCUCUGCGGCAGCGGCUCCUUCAAAUAUUCACGCAGACUCACCACAUGCUGGAGCUUUGCGCCUGCGUUGAUAUGGACCUUGUUCAAGGGACCGCUGCUCCAGACAAGGACUCUUUCCUUCUCCAGUCAAUUCUGGCGCUCUCUGCCUUGUACUUGACAGACGUCGAAGCUACCUCCGAUACCCGCUUCGCCAACUCAAAAAGCCUCAUGUUCUUUUUUAGGUCCAAGGCACAAGAGCUGUCUCGCUCGCUAUCAGAUGAACCUUCUGGUAAAUUUCCCCACGCCCCUGACAUGCACCCUCCAUAUCCCAGUCUGACCUGUCCACCCACAGUUGUUACGAUCCAGGCCAACCUCGUUCUGGGGCUCUGCGAGCUCCUGACCAUGGCCACCUCCAAGGCGUGGCUGCACAUUGGCCUAGCCAUUCGCAUGGCGCAGACACUGCGCAUGAGGCGUGAGUACAACCGUCGACUGGUGCCUCGUCAACGCGAGGUCAGGAGACGCACCUUUUGGGCGUGCGUCAUGCUCGACCGCCUAGUUGCCUAUUGCACGCACCGAACGCAGACCAUAGAUCUCUCCUUAAUACAGCUCCAUCUCCCGUGCAGCGAGGUUGCCUUUGCGUUUGGCCACGAAAGUCCCGGGCCGACAAUAUCGGAAUUGGCCGACGGAGCUAGCGACAUGGCAGCGGAUAGAAUUGCGUUGGCAUAUUUUGUCAGGACGUUCUUGCUGUGGUCACCGGUGGCGCAAAUCUAUGUGGAUGGUGGCCGAGGGUCCCAACAGUCGGGUCAACGUAAGCCGGUUGUCGGCUCAGCAGAAUACGAAGCGGCCAUGUCAGCUUGGCGAGACUCGCUGCCUAGCGAGAUGCAAUGGUCGCUUCGCAAUCUUCGUGCGCAUCGAUCACUGGGACAGAUGUCACACUUUGCAAGCAUGCAUUUGCUCAUCCAACACACCGCGUUUCUUUCACACCACGAGUACCUGCCACAUGCUGGGGAAGGGCGUGAUGCGAAUACAUUUGCUGUGGCUAUCCCGCCAAGUGACAGCGACGCGGUGACCAUUAGCAUCUGUAUUGAGGGCGCUAACCAAGUUGUCGCCAUGCUGAGACUUAUUGAUAGUAUCACAGCAGGGCUUUGCUACACACAGCUGGGGGUCUGCGCUGGGAUACCGAUGGUCACAGCGGCCAGCGUCCUGCUCUGGGCUCACCACUGCAGUCGUGAUGCUACGUCCUCAGUGCAGCUUUCUGAUGACCAGAUAUCACAAGCCAAACACGAUGUAGACUAUCUCGUCAACGUACUAGACUCCUGGGCCAAGACGUGGCGGCUGGCUCGCGCAUGGUCAAAUUGCAUCCGCCUUUUGGACGAAUUCUACCAAUCCAGAUACCGCCGCGGCAACAAGCAUCUCAAAAACGGUAGCGCCGAGGCUGCCGAAUUACGAACGGAGAGCGAGUCGGUGCCGGUGUCUCCAACGCCCCUCCGCGACGGCGACGGAUACCCGGAUGUCACGAUGAUUCCUACUGAGACCUAUUACAAGGUCCGUCUCAUAACCGGCCUCAUUCUUGAGCAACCAGAACUUUGCAAAAAGUUUCUGCAGGCGUCUAUCGAACAACCGUUCAGUGAUGGUGGACCAGAAGAGUCCUCAGGUCUAUGGGGUUUCGAUAUCGAGGACUUUUCAUGGAUGAAUGACCCAGACUUGGUCAUGGCCGCUUCAGCGUUAUGGAAUGACUUUACGUUAUAG